Messenger RNA from Toxotes jaculatrix (banded archerfish), 2333 nucleotides. It is a transcript of the gene fyrd1, whose product is annotated as transforming growth factor beta regulator 1. The transcript is spliced from 15 exons. Lineage: Eukaryota; Metazoa; Chordata; Actinopteri; Toxotidae. Gene Ontology annotation, biological process: regulation of cell cycle; regulation of DNA-templated transcription. Gene Ontology annotation, cellular component: nucleus. The coding region runs from base 101 to 1735 and encodes 544 amino acids. The record is from RefSeq and is a predicted model, not a curated record.
CCGGUUGACACACGGAAACAAACAUUCCGGAGCACGAAACUGAAAGAAGUGGGUUUGUUGGUUUGCUGCAGUUUAACUGAGAGGUUCGUCCCUGUCUCCUAUGGAGUCUCUCAACACGUUUGAAUCUGAGAUGGAGGCUGAUGGACAGGGGAACUACUCUCUGUUUCCUGCUCUGGACAGCAUUGCAAGUCUUUCUGGGACAACAGAGACACUGGAGAGCGAACCACCCAGUGAAAUUGCAGAGAAGCCAAACCUCACAUGGCUCGAUGCUGCACAGAUUGUCUUGGAGGAAGCGGGACGUCCCAUGCACAUAAAGGAGAUUAAACAGAGAAUCAUUGACAGGGGACUUGUUCAAUCCAAUGCAAAAUCAAGCCUGGAGGCUGUCAUGUACCGUGAGACACAAAAAGGCAGCAGGAGAUUCAAGAGGAUUGAGAACAGAAACGGAGUCUUUGCACUGCUGACUGAUGAGGAGCGUCAGCAGGCCCUGCAGGCCUUCACCGCCCAGUCUUUUCUCAGCUCUCCGCAGCAGAAUGCUAUGAGUUCUGGCUCAGGUGCCUCGGUACCUGCCUUCCCAUCCCCCACCAGUUCUUCUGAGCAUAAGGCCAAGAUGAGGAGAGGUUCACGGAAAAGCCAGAACGAAAAGUACCGGCUCAAGUACCUCAGGCUGCGCAAAGCAGCUCGUGCCAUGAUAUUUGAGAACGCAGCCCUCUGCGAUGAAGUUGCCCACUUAGAAGAGAAGUUUCUGAGAGCAAAGGAAGAGCGAAGGUUUUUACUGAAGUCGUUGUUACAGUACCAGUCACUGUCAGAGGGGGAGAUACUACCUACACCCAGCUCAAGCUCUCAUCCACCUGUGCCACCUGUGGCAUUAACCUCAGGUCCUGCGGGGCCUUCAGGCCUUUCUGGGGGGCACAACCUGGCGCCAGUGGUGUCGACGGGGGAAGAGGGACAUCUUAAAAAACCUAAGAAGGAAAGGAAGGAACGAGGAAGGGAGAAUGGAAAGGAAGAAUUACCAAAGAAGAUGUCAAAGAAGAGAAAGCUAGCAGACGGGUCCCGGAAGCUGGUGCAGCCCAUCCCUCUGGACUCAUCUGGCCGCCCCGUGUUUCCCAUCGUACUGGGAGGGUUAACGGUGUACAGUCUCGGAGAGAUCAUCACAGACAGAAUGCUGUUCCAUGACGAGUGUGCCAUCUACCCAGUGGGCUUCUGCAGCACACGAGUCUUUGCCAGCAUGAAGAACCCAGACCAGCAGUGCCUCUACACCUGCCAAAUCAAGGACGGGGGAACAGGCCCGCAGUUUGAGAUUGUGCCUGAAGAAGAUCCUCAGAAUGCCAUUGUGGCCUCCUCUGCCCUGAUGUGCCACGCCAACCUACUGAAGGCCAUCGCAUCUGUCAGUUCCAAGUCUGUGGCGCCUAUUGUGCCAUCAGGAGCUGACUUCUUUGGCUUCUCUCACCCAACCAUCCAGAACCUCAUCCAGAGCUGUCCUGGAGCUCGAAAAUGUACCAACUACAGGUGGAUUCGUUUUGAGGUGUGUCGUCCAGGUGAUGGCCAGAUUCCUCAAAGCCUAUCAGAGGACGAUGCCUCUGUCAACUUCGAGGCCUUCCAGAGACACCAGGGCUUUGAUGAAAACAUCAAGACGGAGCACAUCACAGGACAGACACCGCAGUCUCCUAGCUCCUCUCAUCAGCAUCACCUGACCUCCCCCACCAUGAAGCCCUCUACCUCAUAUUUCAGCUCCUGAUCCUGACAGCAAAGUCUUAAUCCUUGUGGACUUUCUUUCUCAUUUACAAGGCUUAUGUUUUUUGGUUUUGUUUUUCCAAGAAUACCUUCUUGGUUAAAUGAUUCUUGAAAUGGUGGCAUAACAACUCAAAUGUAUGCUAUUUUUCAUAUGUCAUCUUCGAGCUAGCCCCAGGCAGCAUCACUGGGGAUGUGUGCUAGCACGGUUGACAAUAAUAUACUGGAUGUGGCUAGUGAGUUAGCUUUGUGCUUAACGUUGCCAAUAGCAACAUAAACCCAAUGUCUCUGUAGUGGAAAUAACAUUCUUUGCUCUGUGUAUACAAACAUAUGUGCUGGGUUUUAGAAAUUGAGUCGAUUUACCUGUUGGCGAUCACACAGGAAAACCUGAAAAAGGGGUUCUUUUUGGUUUGGAUUAAUCAGUAAUUUUACUGCUUUUCGUUUCGUUUUUCUGUUUUACCAAUGCAGAAGCUUUGGCUUUGAAUGUAACAAAUCCAUAACUUAGUUGUUUAUUUGUGAUUUAUUUGUGCAAAUUAUGCAAAUCAAGAUGAUUUAUCUGAAUCAGAGUUUUGUUAAAAUAAAAACACACUUGUCAUGCUUUUCUA